This is a messenger RNA of Colletotrichum navitas, 714 nucleotides long. RefSeq lists its product as uncharacterized. Lineage: Eukaryota; Fungi; Ascomycota; Sordariomycetes; Glomerellales; Glomerellaceae. The record is from RefSeq and is a predicted model, not a curated record. The coding region runs from base 108 to 593 and encodes 161 amino acids. The transcript has a single exon.
GGGCAAUAGCAAGCAAGCAUGCUGACAAGCAGCCAUGCAGAAAGAAGCUUCCUCCAGCUACCAUCGCCCGCUCGCUGCUUCCACCCCACCUUUCGGUCUUUUGACACAUGCAUUCCUUCCUGACUCUGCUCUCCUCCCAUCCGCCCUUGCCUUCCCUUGAUCCGCGCGAGCCCGGCUAUGUGACGGUAUCCCAACACCCAUUGCCGCCCGUUCCCGUGACGACUUUGCAUUCUAUGCCCCUCCCCCUCCCUGUCUGCCUUCAACUGGCAUUUUAUCUCUCGUUGGUAGACUACCGAACCGAACCGUGGAGACGAUAUAGGACUCACAGCCGAAUGGUGCACGAAGAAAUUUCAGCCCGGCAAGAGAUCAGGUUGUAUCAGGAUCCCGUUAAUAAUUUGGGGGUUUUUUUUUGUUGCCAUUUGGCAUUCCAUUUAUUUUCUGGUAACAUGGCCUUUUGCCGUUUCCCUUUCCCUCCCCUAGCAAAUCCGCUUGUGGUUCCGUUUCCCUCCAGGCCUCUGUAUCUUCAGGACAGUCUUGCCCAGUUUUCUUCAUAUCUGUUUGUAUUUGGAAACCUUCUCGUGUCGGUGAUUUGAUGCUGCGCGCGCGUGAUGUAAAAAGAAUUCCAUGAAAAAAAGAAAAAAGACAAAAUAUUCAAGCCGAAAGGAUGCCUGCGCCAAAAAGUUUCCCGUGGGUUCUCCCACAAAAAUCCCAAUC